This is a messenger RNA of Ectocarpus sp. CCAP 1310/34, 2631 nucleotides long. Lineage: Eukaryota; Phaeophyceae; Ectocarpales; Ectocarpaceae. The record is from the annotation of a GenBank genome assembly.
AUGGGGAAGGUCAACAAGCGCCAGCGCAAGUUCCUGAGCAAGAAGGUCCUGACGCACAGGAAGAAGGGUGGCGUGCGCCGCGACAACAAGUCAAAGGGCAAGGGUGUUGGUGGUGCUGCUGCCACCGCCCCAGAGGCCUCUCAGGCGCCAGGGGCGCAGCACCGCAAGACUCUGCCUGACGGCGUCGACACCGCUGCCUUCCUAGAGUGCCCGUGGCUGAGCCCGGAGGCAUGCGCUAACGCCGGGCGUGAUGCCUGCGUAGCCCCAUUCGAGCCCGAGGCGGCUCUUCUCGAGGGCGCUUCCCCCAGCAAGAGCGGCAAGCAGGGAGGGGGCGGCGAGGGCAGCGUCAGCAGCAGCCUGACCGAACAGGCAGCGCGUGCCAUGAUCGGACGAGCCGUGGACGAGCGGUCGCUUGACGACCUCCUCCGCGUGGUCUGGGCAUUGCAGGCCAUUGGUGACCCUUCCUCCGCCGCCGUGCCAACGACAUCUCAUCAACCGCUGCGGGCCGCCCCCGGGUCAAAAGCCGCGGACGCACUCAUCAGCGAGGCCUCGUCGCGGCUGCACCUGGCGUUUCGCGCCCACCUGGAGCCCGAUCGCGACGAGGAGGAUGGAUCCUCCGUGGAGGAGUGGGAGGACACUGUCAGGGCGCACCGGCAGAAGCUUGAGAAGGCGGAGGCCUGGCCUAGGCUGGGCGGGGCUCUGCUGAGCUUCCUGACGUCGGCCUUGGACUGCGUUGAGACGGAGUGGGCAACGUCAAUCUCGGUUGCUGUGGAGGGUUGUGCCGACAGCAGCAAGCAGGGGAGUUCGGCCGCUACUUCUGCUUCUCUCGAGGAUGGGCUAGACCGUAUGCGGAACCACGUCCCACUUCUCUUCCCUUUCCCGCGGCUUGCGCGCCGAUACCUGUCGUUCCUGCUCGCCGUUCUCCAGACGUCCGACAGCACUGCCGCGCUGUCCCUGGCCUUCGUCCGGCUGUACGAGCUGUCCACCUCUCAGCCGAUGCCCUUCUUGCACGAUGCCUUCAAGGGGUCUUACCGCUGCUACCGCGCAGCGGCGGAGCGCAUCGGCGGCGGGAGAGGGGCGCGGGUGAUGGCGAGGGGUGAAGGCGCUGGGUCCUCCUUGCCGCUGCUGCGGGAGUGCUUGGCGGAGCUCUUUGGCGUGGAGAAGCCGUCUGCCUAUCUGCACGCGUACGUGUACAUCCAUGAACUCGCUCGCGAGGCUGUGGGGGCGGCGGCGGAGGUGAAGAAAGGAGGCGGGAUGGCCAGGGAGGCGGGGCCGGCGCUGAGGAGGUUGCGCUCGUGGGGGUUCUUGCAGAGCUUGCAGCUCUGGACUAGUGUCGUCACGGCGCACCCCGCCAAGUCUUCUCUUGGCCCCCUGGUACCUCCUCUGGCCAAGGCGCUGGAAAUCACGUUCCAGCUGUCGCCAGGCCUCUAUGGUGCCCCCCGCACCCUAGCUCUCGCCCGCUCGGCGCAAGACCUGGCCGCCGCCGCCGGCGUGUUCCUGCCGACCUCUCACUACCUCGUCGGCCUGCUGGAGCUUUUGCACGCUCGCGAGGCCCGCCCUGGUGCCACCGCCCCCUCCGCCGGGGGACCCGCGGAUGGGGAGGAGGCGGGGCCGGGAGGGCUGACCGUGGCUAGUGGUGGCGGUGGCAGUUCCAAGAGGCAAGGACGGGGAGCGGCGGCGGCGGCGGCGUUAGAUCUGUCGGCGAUGGCCGGUCUCGGGAAGGAAGAUCUCCGGGUAGCGGAGGUGCGGGCGGCGGUCUCGAGAGAGGCGGCGGGUUUGAUAGCGAGGGAGGCGGUGUGCUACCGCUGGAGCGCGGGGAUGCCGGAGCUGUGCGCGAGCACGGGGGCCCGGCUGGGCCGCCUGCUGGACGGGGGGGGGNGGGGGGGGGGGGGGGGGGACCUCGGACGGCACGACGGGGAGGUGGCGGGCGAGGGUGAAGGCCCUCCAGACGUCGCUUCGGAAGUCGGCCGCGGAGACCAUGGCGAGAAGGGCGAGAGGGAGCAAGCAUCCCGGGGAGGCUGGCCCGGUGGACACCUUCAGGGGCAUGGACGAGUCGACGGCAACACAACGCCUGCGUGUAUUCAAGGAACCCUCCUGAGUCUCCUCGACCGACAUAGUCUACGUAUGAUGUUGUCUUUGACCGAAAGGAGGACCGUUGGGGAAUGAUAGAAGAGACAAUGAUAUUUUUUGCCGGCAGCACCGCCUUUUGGGACACGCUUGCGCAACUUGCCUUAGGACCGUUCCGGGGAUGCCGCUCCGGGGGGUGGGGGGGUAGCAGUUUUCAGCGGGAGGGGGGGUGGGGGGGUGGGUCCAAAAGGAGACGACAGCAAAAGUAGAACUCGACCUUGGCUUGGUGUGGUUGCCCUUGCUGGUUUGAUGCGGCUUGAUUUCGCGCUGUGGUAACUGGUUGGCCAAUGAGUGUGUGUGGCCUGGUGACGCCUAUCGAAGCCGCUGAGAAGCAAGGUUUCAUGUUCAUGGGGUGAUGUUAGAUGGAGAUUGUCGAGAAAGCUCGAAAUGUGACGGCCAGCUGUGCCGUUGUCCGAUCUCGAACAGCCUACACAGCUACGUGCUUACACUCCUCAAAGAGCCCAGCGACACAGCGAACGACACCGAUCCAAAAUUAAAAAGAUA